AUGUUUUUUUUCCUUCUCUUUUCGUCUCUCUUUGCUGUCUUCUUUCCCCUCUCCUGCGUUUUCUCACACCUUUCCUCUAUUCAUUCUAUCAACUCUCCCCACUUUUGCUUUGUUGCUCUCCUCCUCCUUUACCUCUUUCAUCUCCUCCCUCUUUCUCCUCUCUUCUUCUUCUCUCCUUCCCCUCUCUACUGUCUUCACCUCAGCCUUUCUCCACUUCUCUUAUUUUCUCCUUUCCUUCAUCGCUUUCUCAUUUUCUCUUUUCGCUGCCCUGUUUCAUUUUCCUACCUUCGUUUUCGCGUUGAGUCUCUCUCUCUCUCUCUCACUCCCAUUCUCUCUUCUCGCCCUCUUCUAACGCUCCCAUUGUCUUUCCCUGCAUUCCUUUUUCUUCCUUGCUUUCUUCUUUUUUUUUUUAUCACAACUCUCCUUUGCAUUUUCCCUCUUAUUCAGUCUCCUGUUUUUUUCUCCUUCCUCCGUCUACUCCUCACUUUCGUCUUACUCACCUUUUGCCUUCCAUUCACUUUCUCCUUCUUUACUCUCUCUUCUGUUCCACCCUCUUUCUCUAUUUUUUUCCACUCAUACCACUCACUUUUCCCUUUCACUCCUUUUUCCUCUCCUUGA
Messenger RNA from Acanthosepion pharaonis, 618 nucleotides. The record is from the annotation of a GenBank genome assembly. Lineage: Eukaryota; Metazoa; Mollusca; Cephalopoda; Sepiida; Sepiidae.